ACUGAUUGAACGUGCCCACGAUGUCGGUUACACCCUGCACGCGGUAUCCUCGGUUCAGCGUCGAUCAUACGCACGCCGUCGCGGUUGCAGAACGGACGCGCAAGACUCAUACCGCACCGUAUUUAUCGCAGACCGACAAGUCGCAAUCAUGUUGGCCAUCUACGCGCAGCUGUCCGUCGUCUGUUGGUCGCUGUCCGUCACCACCUGUACCGAAUCCACCGUCGCGGACGACACUGGACACCCGCGGGAAAUUCCUUUAAAUGUCAUAAUGGAAUUGAACCAAGUGCAAAAUUUUUCAGAACUAUUUACUAAAUUCAUGCCAGAUACAAAUAUGAAUGAUGCUCAAAAACUUUUCGCCACGACAGGUUUCCAAAAUCGUAAUGCACUGGACUCAGAAAUAAAAGCAACGUUGAUACCUAAAGCCGCAAGCUGUUCUGUUGAACUUCAAAUGAUCAGCCUCAAAGAUAUUGACGAUCAAAGUUUAUAUUACUAUCCAAUGUGCACCCGAGUGAACCGAUGUGGAGGUUGCUGCGGCCACGAUUUAUUGGCAUGUCGACCCACCAAAAUUGAAACCCUCAACUUCGAAGUAAUUGUCUUACAAUACAACGGAUUGAGGAAAUUAGAAUUUAAAGGUCGAAAAUCGGUGUCAGUAGACCAACAUUUGAUGUGCCAGUGCGGUUGUGUCAUUGAAGAAGAAAAUUGCGCACCCUUACAAGUAUAUAAUCCCGACGAAUGUUUUUGUAUGUGUACAAAUGAAGAAGAUCGCCAAGAGUGUAAUGAUGAGUAUGGGUUAAGACUGUGGAAUUCAACAACUUGCACAUGCCUGAGUGUAACUCAGGAAUGUAUUUCAGGAUUUGACAGUUACACUUGAAGUUAAAUUUACAACUUUCAAAUUAUCUGUUUAAGGCUUAAUUAAAACGUUGCAAAGUAUAUAUUUCAGUUGUAAAGCUUAAUAUAGAUAAACACAAGCAAUUUAUUACGCAGAGAAUAAAUUUAACAAAACCUCAUCGUACUCAUCAUGUGGAACGUGAACUAAGAUAAGGUCACUGAAAAAUUUAAAUAAUAAUUAUAUACAUGUGAUAGAGAUCUGAUAUAUCUUUUAUAAUUUUAAAUUUACCAAACCUAUAUUAUACACACUACCUAUAUUAUUGUAUUCAUAGGAACUAGACAUUGUAACGGUACAAAUUAUGUUCGUUAUAGAUAAAAAUGUGAGAUCAGUAAAUGUACGCACAUUUUAUACUGUUCAUAAAAUUGAGUGUCCCCUCAUUUUUAAUGUUUUUACUAGUGUAAUAACUUUUAUUUAGGUAGCCAGAGUAGCAUGUACGACUAUAAGUGAAGACACUGUAUUUUAGUGUAUAAUCGUAUAAUAGCCUUAAAUUAAUACUAUUCCUAUUAUAGUGAAGAUAGGUUGUUAGAUAGUAAAAAUGGAAAAAAAUAUUCAUCCUACAUCUACGCACUUCAUAAAAAAGUUUUGAGAAGGUAAGGAAUUGGGCACGUAAGCUUUAUUUGAAAAUUGAAUAAAAAUUACACAUACAAAUCUUUUUUUUACACAUUUUACCAAUUUACCAAAUCGUACGUAAAUUUACCAAAAAAAUGUUUACCAGUAUAUUUCACACCUCUUGUUAUAAGUACCUAGUACCUACUAUAACGUUUAAAAAAUUAAAAUAUUAUAGCUGUAACCCAAAUUUCCUUCGGGAAACAAACAUCAACAAACUCAACGCACUCUAAAAUCGUACAGUACCAAUAUUAUCGUUAUUAUAGUGUAUUCAAUACUGUUCUAUCUCGAUUUUAUUUUUUGUCAGUUUAUAGAAAAUAGAGUCGUAAUUUAUUAAGGGGUUAUGUAUAGACAAUUUUGUGACAUGUGUGCACUACGUAUUGUGUGUGUGCGUGUGUAUGGGAGAAGUUAUGGUUAUUGAUUAGUGAGAAGUUACGUUUGAAUCCAGUUAAAUUGCGUCGGACGCAUAGUCGCAAAUAGCGUUUGUGAUUUGGGGGAGGGGGGUGAGCUAAAGCCUUACUUUGAUAAUAUUGAAUAAGCUUAAAACAAAUGUAGGAAAUGUUUGGGGGCUAUGGAAAUUGUUGAGGGGCUUAGUCCUUAAAGCCCCCCCCCCAAUUUGCGCCUAUGGUCGGACGCGAUUGGAUCUUUAACUGCAUCUCAUGAAUGAAUGUAUGAUAUGUUAGUAUAAUAUUGUGUAACGUUCUAACAUUAGCAUUGUAAAAAAAGUUGAAUAUUGACGUAUUGUAUAAAGCCAGGACACGCAUUAGGGAUUUACUAGCAUUGGUAUUUUUUUCAUAAAUGUCGAUAACAAUAAUAUACUAGACUAUAGAUACUAGAGUAAAUCGAACAUUUUGUUUUGUGACAAAAAUAAUCAAAACUCUUAUCGUACGUAAUAUUUAUAAGUAGUUAAAUGUCAAUAUUAACCACAAUAAAGGUCUUAUGUUCUAAUA
Messenger RNA from Acyrthosiphon pisum (pea aphid), 2445 nucleotides. Its product is annotated as vascular endothelial growth factor A-like. Gene Ontology annotation, biological process: positive regulation of cell population proliferation; positive regulation of protein autophosphorylation. The record is from RefSeq and is a predicted model, not a curated record. Gene Ontology annotation, cellular component: membrane. Lineage: Eukaryota; Metazoa; Arthropoda; Insecta; Hemiptera; Aphididae. Gene Ontology annotation, molecular function: growth factor receptor binding; growth factor activity.